Messenger RNA from Onychostoma macrolepis, 2888 nucleotides. It is a transcript of the gene cdhr5-rs, whose product is annotated as cadherin-related family member 5, related sequence. The transcript is spliced from 16 exons. The coding region runs from base 264 to 2534 and encodes 756 amino acids. Gene Ontology annotation, cellular component: catenin complex; membrane; adherens junction. Lineage: Eukaryota; Metazoa; Chordata; Actinopteri; Cypriniformes; Cyprinidae. Gene Ontology annotation, molecular function: calcium ion binding; cadherin binding. The record is from RefSeq and is a predicted model, not a curated record. Gene Ontology annotation, biological process: multicellular organism development; adherens junction organization; cell morphogenesis.
CCUAGCAGCCUGUUAUCUCAUAUAUAGAGAGGAAGAGCGGAACAUUCCCUGACUUAACUAGCCAGAGAAAUCUGUUGCACUGUGGCUACCAGCUGUCCCUUGUGGUGCAGGUUUGAGCCCCCCUCAGAGGAGAGACAUGUGGCGAAGAACAGGAGCGGCCACCGCAGGAAGUGACAGCAGGAUCCCCUGAGCUCAAAAACAAAGGAUAACCACCACCGAUCAACGCGGGGACAAGGAGACGUGAGCCCAGGGGAAUAUCAACCAUGUUGACACUAUGGAGAUUGUUGCUCUGCCAGAUGGCACUGAACAUAUUCUAUCACAUCGCAAAAGCCAGUUUAUGCCUUGGUGGUCAAGACAUAUUUGCCACGGUCCGAGAGAACAGUCCCACUGGAGAGAUCAUAGCCAACCUCAGUAUCAACGGAGACCCUGGAGCCAGUAGCAUCCGCCUGUGUCUCACGGGAGAAAACGCUGACUGGUUUUACCUUGAAGGCCGAACAAUCCGACUCAACUCGUCGUUUUCAAGGGCCUUGGAUCGAGAGGUGCUGGGAUCAGUUCUGAUAGCUGCUUUGACAUGUUAUGAAGAUGAUAUAAUUAGGAGUCGAUAUCGAAUUAUGGUGGAAAUAUUGAAUGAAAAUGACAACAGGCCAUAUUUCCUUGAGGACACCAUUCAACCACGAUAUAUAAGUGAGUUGCUAACUGUAAAUUCGAUGGUGUUCACAGUAAAAGCUAGAGACGGCGAUGGAGACACAAUCACUUAUAUGACCGACAAAUCUACAGCUGAUGCCAGCUAUUUUAGGAUUGAUCUGCCCAACAGCGGGAUGGUGAUCCUGGAUAAACCGUUGGACUAUGAGACUAAAACCCAGCUGCAGGUGGUCAUAUUUGCUGUGGAAACGACCACAAAAGAAAAGUACAGCACAACAGCUACGGUCACUGUGAACGUUCUAGACGGUGAUGACCAGUAUCCUCAGUUUCAGCCUUGUGCACCUGUUUAUGAAGAUGGAGAUCAUAAUAUCUGCACUAACCCUGUGUACAGUGUUAACAUCACAGAGACAGAUGAGGAUGCUGUACUCUAUUUUUCUCCGGGGCCUAUUCAUGCUGAAGAUGGAGACAAAGACAUACUGACUCCUCUAGUCUACAGUAUUCUGUCAGGAGAUGACGAUGGCAGAUUUACAAUCGACUCUAAAACAGGAGAGAUCUCUCUCAGCCAACGUGUGGAAAACAGACUCGUCACACCUUCAUUCAGGCUCCGCAUAAUGGCUGCGCAGGUGAACGACCCAAAGAAAUAUUCGGUGGCGACGGCACUGGUGCAUGUGGUGUCAGAGAACCGAUUUCCUCCAUUCUUCAACAAGACUGUCUACAAAGGGUUCCUCAUUGAGAGCUUCAGCCCUGCCACGCUGGUCACUACCUACGGGAACCAAGUCCUGGUAGUCCAGGCUAUCGACAAGGACUUCAGAGAUGGAAUAAACCCAAAAAUACAUUACACAAUGCAGCCCUUGAUGGGUAGCAAUAAACUGUACCACAUUACCCAGGAUGGCAUUGUGAUUGCAAAGACGGACCGACUCAGAGCAUUCGACCGACACAUCCUGGAGGUGAUUGCAACAGAUGAAGAGUCAGGUGAAACAGCCCAUGCUUCAGUGGAUAUUGAAGUGCUGCAGAGGGGACAACCAGUUCCCAGAAGUCCAUUUGGUGAGGAACGUCUGUUUGGAGAUAUUAACGCAGGGAUGGCCGGCGGCAUCGCUGCCCUUGUUCUGAUAGUGGCUGUGACAGUACUAUUUCUCUUCAUCUGGCUGGCCAAGAGACGGAGAGAGACACGGGAUCCAGCAGACAGGGGUGCAGUAGCUCUUGGGAAACACCCAAAUGUGGUCAAUUCAGGACGUCCCAUAUCGCUCAUAGAGGACGCCUCCUACCACAACGAGGCAUUCAUUGAUCAUGAAUACCCCAGUGAUUUGUACACCAAAACAGAUGACAUGCUUCCUGCGUCAAUCAGGGCAUACGAGUCUGAAAGGCCUACGGCACUGCAAGACAUGCUGCCCAUCCUGGUGCUUCCAGAAAUAACACCUGCAAACACCUCAUCUUCAGCUCUGACCAAUGGGAAAGCAUUUGCAAAAUCAGUCUCUUUUAAAGAUGACGUAAGAGCAGCGGAGGAGACUUUGCCCAAAAAUGAAGGACAAAUCGUAGUCGUAUGUAAUCAAAUAGAAACCAGAGCGGAUAUUUUGAUGCCUGUCAUGCAGCAGGAUACUUUUGCUACCGCUCCAGCAGAAAAUCCUGCAGAAAAGGUUGACGUUAGUUGUCCAAAUACUUCUGUAAGACCCAGAGAGGAAUGUAUCUUCGGUCAUGCUAAUGAGGAUGAUGAAGAUGACGAUGAUCCAUACAAGAAAAUGGCCUCUGUUAUUUACAGCAGUGAUGAAGACACGGGGGACGAUGAGCCAAAUGAUUUAAGGCACUAUUAUAAACAUGGGCAAAACCAGUUUACAAUCGACCACAUGAAGGCCAUCGGAUUACAAAUCGAGGAAUCGGAUGAAUCGCAAGCCUGAUUCGUCAAUUUGAACAAGUCGCUUCCAUGAAAAGCCAAACCUUACAAGUUUAAACAAAGGGAAAAUAGCAAGAAAAAUAACAGGCUCUUUAAAUAGGACAUACAUAAUAUAUAUUAUCAAACUCUACAGUUGGUUGAGAACCUGCUUUUCAAUUUUUGGUUUAUAUUCCAUGUUUUCCUCAUGUUGAACUGGUACAGAAAUACACAGAAAAUACUGUGCACAUGAUCAGCCUUAAUUAAGAAUCAGUUUAAAUGAAGUUUUGAUGACUGUGUCUUUGAAAAAUUAAGUUUUUGAAUAUUUCAUCCACCUAAUGUAUUUUUAAGAUAUUCUGACUGAAACUGAGGUCAAACCCUG